Ahaetulla prasina is the source of this 4771-nucleotide messenger RNA. RefSeq names its product bestrophin 4 (gene BEST4). NCBI's taxonomy places the organism in Eukaryota, Metazoa, Chordata, Lepidosauria, Squamata, Colubridae. The record is from RefSeq and is a predicted model, not a curated record. Gene Ontology annotation, molecular function: chloride channel activity; protein binding. Gene Ontology annotation, cellular component: plasma membrane. The coding region runs from base 457 to 1719 and encodes 420 amino acids. The transcript has 2 exons.
UUACUGGUGAAAGGUGAAAGAAAUAAAAUAAAAUGUGUACUCAGAUUAGUCAUUCCUGGUGUAGGACAAGGCGGCCAAUUCGGCUCGCCCUUCAGAACUCUUUCUCUUGGAAAGGCGGGAAGCGAGCCUUCCUAGAUUCGAAGCUCGCCACCCAAAAACUCCGCCGGAGGACGCUUUGGGCUCUCGAAGCCAGGCGAAGGCCCCCCCCAAAGCGGCCAGAGCCGCGGGCGCCGGCGGGAGGAAGCGUACAGGCGACCGCCGGCCUGGUUCUCCUUCCUCUCCACCAGAUGCCUUUUUCCAACAGUUUCUCGGGCGGCGGGAGGGCCACGCCCCGGGGAAGAAGGCAGAGCCCGGCGCUGCCCGAGGAGGCUCGCUCGGCGAAGGAGAGCGUCCCUUCCCGAGCCUGAGCCAGGCAUGGAACAACUUUGACGGGGCUUCCCGCGACGCGCCGGGACAAUGGGACGGGACAGGGUCCCGGGGGCAGAUCAGAAGAAAUGGACAGUUAUACUUUUUGGUGGGAUGCUAUUAGCAUCCAAAUUUACAUUUGUAGCAACGGAAAAGACCUGCAACUGCAGCACUGAUAUCAAUUUCCAAAAAUUAAGGACUAAAUUAGCUCCUGAGAUAUGUUGUUUGAAUUUCACAAGGACUAAAAUUGAUACUUUGGAUUGGAGCAUCUUUGCUGGAACUGUAGGGUUGAAAGAGCUGCAUCUAUCAAACUGUGAUAUAUCACAUAUUAAGAACGUAAGUGUUGAUUCUUUUAGCCUGGAAAUUCUAUACUUGGACCAUAACAAAUUAAAUUGGCUUCCAGAUAAUUUCCUGAGACAUGCACCCAGCCUGCGUGUUAUUCACUUGGAGAACAAUCAACUCCAGAAUUUAUCUGAGUCAUUUCUGGAAACAUCUAACCACAUUCGGGAGAUCUACCUUGAUUUCAAUAACUUAUCUUCCCUUCCUUCUGGGAUUUUCAAACCUUCCCUUCUCACACUUGGUCUGUCUCACAACUGUUGGGACUGCACUUGCAACUUUCUUGAACAUCUAGGAAAAUAUAUCCUUAGUUCAUUUGACAUUGUUUGUCACACCCCAGAACAUUACUAUGGCAUAAAUAUAAAAAACAUUUCCAAGGCAGAAUUGUGCCAGACUCAUAGACUCACAGCUCUGUUUAUUUGCUUACCUCUGGUUGCUGUUCUUGCCUUGGUCACCUGCUACUUUUGCAAGCACAAAAAGAAGACAAAGAGAAAGACAAGCUAUGCUCUUCAUGAUAGAAAGGAAUGCCAGUUGGCUACGGUGGAGAAGAAUGGAACCAAUAGAUCAGAUGAUCAUCAGUGCUCUAUUCCACCUAUUAAGGCUGUUCAUGGCACUGCGGGGAGUGAAAACAACUCGUUGAGAAAUCAAAUUUUGCUUAAACCUUCAACUGCAUUAUUGGAGAGCAGCAGAGACCUUUAUGAGGAAGUGGAGAUUAAACUGGGGGCUUCUGAUGAUUCCUUGACAUGUAGAAAUCUUGACCAAGAAAAACUGGGAACAGCAAAACCAGUCAUUGAAGAGGAAGAGACAAUUGAUGGGGAAUCCGAAGCAGAAACAUUGAGUGUAACGGAUGUUCUGAGAGAUUCAGCAGACCGUGAGAGACUCUACAUGAACAAAUCAGUAGAUUAUUACAACCUUGUCCCCGGGAUUGAGUUGGAAGACUCAGACCACAUGGAGAAUGAGAAUGUUAAUCUUUGCUGAGGCUGCUUGUCAGAAGAAUAGGAUUUUAUUGUACAUUAAAUUGAACUAUUGAUGUGGAGGAUCAACUAACUUGUAUAUAAAAAUGAGACCAUAUCAUGUUUUUUUCUAUUUUGCAGAACUGGACAGUUUUGAAAGGAACAUCCACUGUAAUUAAGCAUAGGAAAAAAGCAAUUUUAGAGCAGUUUGAAAACUGGGACUAAGUGCACUAUCUAACUGAAGUUCCUUCCCAGCCCAGUUAUACUAUGCCUUUUAACUACCUACUUCAUGGUUUUCAAAGUUAAUACUUCUCAUAAUUAAACAUUUCUUGAGAGGAAAGCCUUAAAAUAAAAACUUUUUUCAAAACCUGAGGCUUGCCAACCCCAUAUGAAUAAGAAAGGGGAGGUUAUCUGGCACAAAAUGCUUUCAUUCCCUUUAAAAAACAACUUUCCAUUUCUUAAUUCACAGCUCUCUCAUAUUUCUAUAUUAGUAUACCAAGAGCCACGGUGGCACAGUGGUUAGAAUGCAGUACUGCAGGCUACUUCUGCUGACUUCCGGCUGCCUGCAAUUUGGCUGUUCAAAUCUCACCACCAGGCUCAAGGUUGACUCAGCCUUCCAUCCUUCUGAGGUCGGUAAAAUGAGGACUUAGAUUGUUGGGGGCAAUAUGCUGACUCUGCAAACUGCUUAGAGCGGGCUGUAAAGCACAGUCAAGAUGUAUAUAAGUUAUUAUAUACUAUAUAUAUACUAUUUAUAUAAUAUAUUAUUUAUAUUAUAUAAAAUUCUGCAUUAUUUUCUACAUGGCUUUUCCUUCAUGGUUUUUUCCCAAGUCCACCUCCUGAAUUCUGACAUUCUGUAUCCUAGCCUUUGUUUUUGCAUAUGAGCUAGUCUUUCCAAUCAACCCUCCUAUAUGUUCAGUUACAUCAGUCUUGGAUUGUCUCCAAUUUUUUAAUCACUCCUAUUUCAUAUUCCUGUCAGGGGAAACACUGCCUCCUAGUGGAAAGGAUUGCAUAAACCCAUUCUCUUAAAGGAUUCUUUUGACUAUUAAAAUAUUUCAAACACUUAGCAUAUCCUAAUUUAAUUAACACAUUUUCUAACCUAUCCAAUAAUAACAGUAAUUUGCUUUCAUUUGUUUUGCUUUCACAGUGUCUGAGCACAUAUAGCUUGUCCUUGUGUAAAUUUCUGAAACAGUUUUCUUUUGGGCAUCUUUCAUGAACGAUCCGUCAGUUGAGUAUUGGAGAGAUUUUCAUAAGUUAAGUGAAGGCUAAUGGAACAAAAAUAGGUUGUUGGUACAAAUCACAUGUAAAAUACCAUAUAUGUAUUUUCACACCCUAUAGGUGUGAAAACUUCAUUUUUCUGGCAGUUGGAAUAUUUGUGACAUUAUACCAUCUGAAUCAUUUAGUAUUAUGUACUUCACUGCUAUUAGCACACUAAAAUGUAAGAUUUUUAUCACAGUUAAUUAUGCUUCAAAACUACAUUAUACAGGAGUAACAUUUAUACAAGCGCUGGUGCUUAUUACUAUAUUUUCAAAGCUAAACAAAUGUUAAGAACUGGUUCAAUCAAGUCAUUUACAGUUCAAAUUUAGGGAAAGUAAGAGGAAUGCUAUUUUUAUAAUUUUCUGAAUGCUUUCAAUAUUCACAAAAUUGGGCACACACUCUCACACAAGUAUCUUAGACUAAUGGACCAAAAAAUGAAGAAAACCUGAUUUUUUUAAAAAUCUAAACUCUAAGAAAUAAUUUGAUACUGACAUUAAUUACUAUGAAGAUGAGGUAUGUAUAUGUGUGUGGGGUACGUAGAAUUGUAUGUGUGUAUACCUUUUGUACAAAAAUGUUUUAUCUAUGUUAUUGUAACUUGUUUCAAAAAAGAAUAAAAUGAUAUUGCUAAAAAGGAAAAGCUAAUUUAAUACCAGAUUAAAUAUAUUAUUGUGGAAUAAAUGUUUUAGAAACUAAAGAAACUACAAUAGUACUUGUUUUUUCCUAUUAAAUGCUGUAGGAUUUUUUAAAAAUACCUGGUUUAUAAAAAAAUCUUUGGUAAAUUGAUGACCUCAAAGCAUGAACAUUUUAAUGAGUGACUCUUGCCUUGUUAUUUAAACCAUUUAAGCCACACAGUCUACAGCCUCAUAUUUAUCACCCUGUGGAAUCUCAUACAUAUUCCUUGAUCAGUUAGUCCUGUUUUUAUUAUCCCCCCAGAAUGUGGAAAUAUAAAACUGGACAUUUGUCCCUGUUAGCUCAGGAUUGGGUUGGAGAUAGAGUGCAGCAAUAGAAAAGUUCAAAUGCCAAGUCAGGAAAGGAUGAUAUACUAACAUGUACACUCCUGUGCUGAUGUUCCUUUUAUUCCCUUAUGCUAAAUCAGCUGUAACUAAUUGCAUGCAAAAGGCAUUGGCCAUCUUACCAUUGUUAAGAAGAAAGAGAUUCCAUAUUCACCUCAGAAGUACAUCUAUAUGUUACAAUUUCAUUUCUUUCCUUAUUUAAAUCAGACGUUUUCUUAGUGGACCAGCAGGCAGCAUUACUACUCUGUAAAAUGAACAGAUUUUUAUUCUUAUUUUUUUUAACAUAGAGAAUAGGGAAUAGCUUCAUACUUAAAGGUGCAAGCAAGGCAGGAUAUUUAAAGCUGUUCAUACUGUUCAUAUGUACUAGUUUACAAAUCUCCAGUGCACAAAUAAUUGGUUUGGAAAACUAGCCUCAUUUUUGCAGUGUUCCAUUGAACUCAACUCCCUCCGCAUUCCUAUUUAGCAUAUACUGUACAUGAAAACUUUGGGCAAGAUCAUCUGUCAGCAUGGGGUCAAAAAUCAAUAUCCUUACGAUACUCCAUUAAACAUCUCUGCCCUGGGCUUAUUAAUCCUGAAUGAGAUGACAGACUACCAGGCAGAGUUGGUGUGCAAUUUGAGGAUACUUCUGCAUUUUUCAGGUCCUGCUUGAGAAACAGAUGGCAGCCAUGGCCAGGACAAACUUUGCACAAUUGCAUCUUGUAUGCCAGUUGUGCCUGUUCCUAGAUUGGGAAGCGCUACUCACGGUCACUCAUGCCUUUGUCACCUCUGAUUUGGAUUACUGCAAUUGGCUUUACAUGAGAUUGUCCCUGA